Messenger RNA from Aplysia californica (California sea hare), 1880 nucleotides. RefSeq lists its product as uncharacterized. The record is from RefSeq and is a predicted model, not a curated record. The transcript has 9 exons. The coding region runs from base 600 to 1520 and encodes 306 amino acids. NCBI's taxonomy places the organism in Eukaryota, Metazoa, Mollusca, Gastropoda, Aplysiida, Aplysiidae.
CCUCGCGUUGCAUUCUUGUCUCAGGCCUCUGGCAUCGAAGACAGAAUUCUAAGUUAACAGUACAUUGGAUGGGAUUCCUAAAUUAAUUGUUUUCUCGGAUUUCCUGUGCGCAGUGAACCUGUUUCUUUCUCUGCCAGUCCAUCAGACCUAGCCUAGGCCAAGGGCUAUGGCUUAUACACUCUCAUACUGAGCGUCUAAGCUACGGCACGUCACUUUUGGAGUUGCUCACGUAACGCACCUCUCCACACCAUCUCUCUCUGCCGCCUGCCCCACCUCACUCAUCACUGGACUGGCCAAUCACAAUGCCGCACCGCUGACUGCCUGUUUAGAGCCAGCAUUCAGCCCCACAACCCCCUUACCCCCCAGCUAGAGCUCGUACGAUCUCUCCCGCUGUAUCCGAGUUUGGGCCUUUUCUUGCCCCGCUAAACCCGAGAACAGAACGAGUCGACAAUUUCUCUUAUCAAAAUUUGCGGAAGUGUCUUUUCAUACAAAGAUCAAAUGAUUACUAGCACAUCUGUACUUCCAGAGCUGACAAUGUAAAGUGAAUAUAGUAACUUUUUCAUUGCUCUGUGUUGACGUUCCCCUUUUUUGUCUGUGAUAUGGGCUGCGCACCAUCUGUGGUUUCUCCAGAUGGAGAGCUUCAGUUUGUAGAGAAGACACCAGUGAAAAGUCCCAAUCAUGGGCAUCAGAAUGGACACGUUAAGACAAAAUCGGAUGAAAUCGUACCCAAGAUAGAUGGACGAGUCCCAGCCAAGCAGAAUAUUGAUAAGAAUGCCAACAAACUUGGUGCUCUUCCACCCCAAGCUCCAGUUCCAAAGAGUGUGGCAUUUGAGGUGACACUGGACGGAGAGGCUGGGAGUGGCUUGACAAGAGUGAAGAAAAGACCACCACGCCUUCAGGCUUUGGAGCCUUUAGAUAUUCCUAGACUGACAGCUGAACAACUGGCAGAGAAACAGAGACUGGCAGAUGAGAAGAGAGAACGGUUGAAGUUGAAAAAGAUAAACACAUCACAAAAGUCAUCCAGGCGGAGAAGGGAGCUGCUAAAGGCGAAGGAGUUUGGCAUGAAACAGCAGAUGGAUCAAGAAAAGACUGUUCUUGAUGACAGUUUGAAACAGGCUGAAAUCAGAAAAGAGCAAAGACUACUUGAAAUCAAGGAAAAACAGCGCAUAAGGGAAGAAAGAGCAAAAAGAAUACGUGAAAGGGCGAAACGCAUACAAAACCCUGAUGAAGAGGUGGAAGUUGAAAAAGAUAUGGAAUUCAAUGCUACAAGUGAUGAUUCUUGGUUGAGUAACCCUGGUCAGGGAGAAGAACACCAUAAUGAGGCAGAAGAUGAGGAGGAGCACGGCUUACAGAAACGUGUCAGUCAGUUGAGGCCCACAGCCAGUGCCAGCACAGUGGACAGUUAUGAUGCUGCGUUCAUGAGGCAGAACACAGAUGAGAGAAUGGUACGCCACGUACGACCCGCACAAAACACACGUGAGACUGGGGACUUGAACGAUGAUGAUUUCUUUGGCUCAUGACCGCAGAGCCAUGAAGUGUGAUAGCUUUCUUGUCUAGAUCUGCUCGUGAAAUUUUUGUCUCACAAUGCAACAGUGCCGUAAGCUGACAAAAAGCCUUUUUUCAUUUUGGCGCCAAAAUUUUGUAUUUGCUCAAUUUUAUCGAAAGCCUGAUUAGUUACCCUACUUGUAUAAAAAAAUCAAAGGGAAACUGUGACUAGCAUUUUAACACAUUACACCCUAACUCGCCCGGGACCGCCUGGGAAUUCUCUUACGCGCUCCACCCUGACUCGCCCAGAACCGCCCACGCCGACCUAGUGUCUUUAGAAACGAAGUCUUGAUCUGGGGCCGAGAUUUUGAUUUGCAUAGUUAUUGCAAAAAGUU